This is a messenger RNA of Folsomia candida, 2321 nucleotides long. Its product is annotated as carboxylesterase 1C. Gene Ontology annotation, biological process: choline metabolic process; acetylcholine catabolic process. Gene Ontology annotation, cellular component: plasma membrane. Lineage: Eukaryota; Metazoa; Arthropoda; Collembola; Entomobryomorpha; Isotomidae. Gene Ontology annotation, molecular function: acetylcholinesterase activity. Bases 505 to 1503 code for a protein of 332 amino acids. The transcript has 7 exons. The record is from RefSeq and is a predicted model, not a curated record.
UAUCAUCCGAAUAAUGAUAAAUUAAUUAAAAUUUUGCCGAAGGCCAUCAACGUAGCGUCCAUCACACAGCAAUUGGACACGUCUUUAUUUCAAAAAAUUAUGAAACUUUAUGGAGACUACAAAAUCAACACAAAAUUAUUGUUUUUUUUGCGAAAUUUGUGAAACCAUAUUUUGUGAAUCUUCUCCCGACAUUUUUUUUUGAGCUUCACAAAUUUGCUAAGUAUAUGAAACGUAAUGCAAAAUGAGAUGUCGUGUCGUGACUACGUCAAAUAUUUCGUUAAUAACAAAUCCGCUGACGCAUUAACCCACAUAACUGAUGUACAUGUAAGUUACUCUGAUUAAUAAAACAAGGGGCUCUUUCAUACGGUGGUCCGGAAGUAUGUUCACUGGGGACAGAUUACUAGCAGAAAAGGAUAUAAUCCUUGUUUCUAUAAAUUAUAGACUAGGGAUUUUCGGUAAUUACUUAAAUGCAUGUCUUAACUAGUGAUAUAAGCAAAUAUAUUGAUGUUCACAAAAUUACGCACCAUAUUAAAUCACCUGGUAAAUUUAGGAUUCUUCACUUUCGAAACUGAUCAAUCACCCGGAAAUCUUGGUCUCCUAGACCAGUUCUGGGCUUUAAAGUGGAUCAAAGAGUUCAUAAUUCACUUUAAUGGAAAUCCCGAUCUUAUAACAAUUUAUGGACAAAGUGCAGGCGCGGCAAGUGUAGGGUAUUUGAUGGAUAGCAAACUAACCCGUGGAAACGAAACUUACAAACUGUUUCACCGAGCCAUAGCUUCCAGUGGAGAUAAUCUUGCAGGAUGGACGAUAAACCUGAGUGCGAAGGAUCAAAGUCAACAAUUCGUGGCAGCGUGUAAUUGCUCAGAUGGAACUGUCGACGAACAACUUAUUUGUCUUCAAAAAAUAAAUUCUUCAUCGAUUUUUGACAUUGCAAAUAAUAUCAGUUUUUACGGGGUGCCGUCAAAUCAAGCGAACACCAUAAGCCCUGAAUUCGUUAUGGUACCCAUGCACCCACAGGAAGUGGAUCCCGAGACGAGGAGUCGUGUACCACUACUCCUUGGAACAAAUAUGGAUGACGGUAGCGUAAUCUUUUCACGCUACUUCAAUCAGUUUAUCAAGCCUAAUCGCUCUCACGAAGAUCCAAAAUUCUUGCAAAAUAAAUUUAUCCAGAACAUGUUGAAUUCCAGCAAUUUCGGAAUUUUGGACAAACCAAUUGGGAUGCAUGAGACAGUUAUUUCGUCAUUCCUGAAGGAGGCGAGGAUGGCCACCAAGUUCGCCGAAAUGACCCCUUACGUCUCGAACAUCUUUUCUACUUACUACUUCAAAGCUCCGGCUUUACAUAAAGCGAUGUCGCACGCAAAAGAAAUAGGUGGGGUGAGGUUGCCCACAUACCUGUAUCACUUCGAAUUUUACAAUGCAAAUCGAAAUCGGUCUUACUAUGUGGACAUGGGUGGUGCUGAAGAAAUUCCGCCAGGCAAGUUUGGGAUUUUACUUAUGUAUUUUUAAAACUUCAAGGUGAGUUUGUGUUUAUUUUCUUCCGUGUUAAAGGUGUCGCUCACGGGGACGAGCUUCAUUAUCUGUUCAAAUUUGACGACCAGCCGUACAACGAUACCGAAAAGGCUAUAAGUUCGAAGAUGAUCGGGAUCUUUUAUUCGUUUAUGCGCUUCGGCAUACCAUCAGGAUGGACGAAAACCAAGGCUCCGCAUUGGCCUGAAGUAACGGAGGAUUCAUUUCCGUACCUACGAAUCGACAUUAACGAUACAUUGGGGGCCCAUUAUGGUAGCACCUUUCACUGCCAACACGGGCAAGAUGUUGGAAAAUGAGAAAAUUAAAUAAUGUAUAACAAUAUCUCAGAAAAGCAUGAAAUCUCAUCGAAGCUAAUCCAAAUAAUAAAUAAAUUUACAGUGCAGAAUUUUUACAAGUUCUAGUUCUAGUUCUCGGUAUAGCAAAACUAAAAUUUAAAAUAUUUUACAUACAGUUGAUCGGCACUGAAACAAAAAUUUCUCCAUCGUUUUUUUAAUUUUCCACAAGGCAACAUUUCAAAAUAUCCUUAAUUUUUGACGUUGAACUAAAAUUUUCCAUGAGACAUUAUGUGCCGAAACGUGGCCCUUGCUGUAUUACGUGCUUUUAUCAGGUUUGUUUUUCAAAAUUAUUUAUGCACCCGGAACUACUUAUAUGUAGUAAAGCGACCAAGAGCAAAAAUUCUGCACUCUAACUAGUACCAAUUUUGGAAAUCGCACCACGCUUUGCUAAAAUUUCUCGUUUAUAUCGGAUGUAUUAUUAUUGGUUAUUGACUUAAAAGAAAAACAAUAUUUUUCUAUUAA